Molecule: messenger RNA, 369 nt
Organism: Lathyrus oleraceus (garden pea)
Lineage: Eukaryota; Viridiplantae; Streptophyta; Magnoliopsida; Fabales; Fabaceae
Exons: 1
Coding region: 1-369 (122 amino acids)
Source: RefSeq, a predicted model, not a curated record
AUGGGAAACUCUUGCAUGGCAGCAUCGUCAAUGGAAUGGGAUGGAGAGGACUGGGAAGCUGUUCAUCUUGAUCAUCAUCGGAAUAAGGAGAAUGAUAUGUUAGGAAAGCUUAGAGCUUCUUGUGAUGCAAAUGGUAAAGUCACGUUGAAGAUUUCAAAGUCUGAGCUAGCUGAGUUAUUGGGAGCUAUACAACAGAAUAGUAAUAAUCAACAGCCGCAGAAGCAAAUGAAGAUGAAGAAGAAGAAGGAAUCAGGUUCUGCAGAACAAGUUCUGUUUCGGUUAAUAAAAGCUAGAGAUCAUGAAGUUGCAGAAAAGCAUCAUUGGGGUAGUCACUGGAAACCGGUGUUAGAAACCAUUCCUGAAUGUUAA